Molecule: messenger RNA, 4234 nt
Organism: Vitis vinifera (wine grape)
Lineage: Eukaryota; Viridiplantae; Streptophyta; Magnoliopsida; Vitales; Vitaceae
Product: cystinosin homolog
Exons: 9
Coding region: 547-1314 (255 amino acids)
Biological process (GO): L-cystine transport
Cellular component (GO): vacuolar membrane
Molecular function (GO): L-cystine transmembrane transporter activity
Source: RefSeq, a predicted model, not a curated record
CACGUGAAAAUGAUUAAUUUGAAACCUAGAAAUAUAAAUUAUAUGUAAUUUGAAUAAUAUUUUUAAAAAUAGUUUUAAAAAACUAUUUUUUGAUUUCAAAUUAAAAAAUUAUUUUAAAAAAUGAAAAUCAAUAAAAAUGAAAAAAAAAGACAGCAUCUUUAUGAGAAGUGUGCUACAUGAACAUAGACGGGUUCCCCUGUUAAGUUCGAAAGCUAGCCUCCAAGCUGUCCAUGCAUGGGACAGUUGAAUUCUGGUGGUUGUGAGACCACCAUAAUCUGUCUUUAUUCCCUUUAAUUCACCUCAUCAACAUCGUCAGAUGAUCCACAUAUCCAAUCAAACCUUGGAAUAAGCAACCCCCAUUUCCAUACCAGUUUUGCAGAUUCCGUGUCCCAAAACAUAAAAUUCGGGCGAAUCAUUCACGUGGGAAGAUUGACCAAUCCAACCACUCGGCACCUUGACCUCGCUCACCGAGUCACCGACGACACAAAAAUAUCCAAAAUCCAACUCCCAGGGAGUCAAUUCCGAGGGAGUUCCAAGGGAAUCACAAUGGCCUCCUGGAAUUCGACUUCGCUGGAAAUCGUAUAUCAAGUAUUUGGAUGGACAGCUUUCGUUUCCUGGUCCAUCAGUUUCUACCCUCAAGUCAUUUUGAAUUUCCGAAGAAAAAGUGUUGUGGGGUUGAACUUCGAUUUCGUGGUGCUCAACUUGACGAAGCAUUCGUCGUAUUUGAUAUACAACGCGGUUCUCUACUUUAGCUCUGCUGUCCAGAGGCAGUACCGUGAGAAAUAUGGAAUUGGACAGAUGAUACCUGUGGCUGCAAAUGAUGUUGCUUUCUCAAUUCAUGCUGUUAUCUUGACAGCAUUUACUUUGUUUCAAAUUGCAAUCUAUGAGCGUGGAACUCAGAAGGUUUCAAAGAUUUCCAUUGGAAUUGUUUGUGCUGCAUGGUUAUCAGCUGCAGUUUGUGUGAUCAUAGCUUUGCCAAACCAUUCUUGGCUUUGGCUGAUUUCAGUCUUUAACACAAUACAAGUUGUUAUGACGGUCAUCAAAUAUGUUCCGCAGGCAUUUAUGAACUUCCGGCGGAAGAGCACAGAUGGAUUUAGCAUUGGCAACAUUUUACUAGAUUUAUGUGGAGGAGUGGCUAAUUAUGCACAGAUGACAGUGCAGUCUAUAGACCAAGAUUCUUGGGUGAACUUCUAUGGAAAUAUAGGAAAGCUCUUGCUAUCUUUGGUAUCUGUCUUCUUUGACCUCAUCUUCAUCUGCCAACACUACCUGCUCUAUCCUGGGAAGAAAGCGGGCUUCGAAAAUAAUGGAACUUAAAUGCAGGGGCUGUCAUCACACGUUAUCAGGUUAGCUUGUAGCCAGGUUUCUCAGCAUCACUAUCAAGUUCUGAGGAUUUAGUUUUUCAUGAUGAUAUAUUUCUCAGGAACUUGAUGGAGAUUCUCAAAUAAUAUUAAUUAUCUGCAGUUUGGAUAUAUUUUCUGUUUGUUCUGUUGGUUCGGUUUGUUCUCAUCUCAUCAAGAAUUAGUAUGACAGGAUUGGGAUGCCUGUAUCAUACAUUUUGAUUUUGGGCCUCAUGGUCCUAGCCUGAUAUGGGCUGGGCCGAGUUCCAAACACUCCGUCCUCUUACCAUCCCUCAACCCAAGUACCAAGUACCAACAAUAUGGUAAAAAAUAUUUAAUAAAACAAGGCAUUGGUUUAGUCAUGUAGUUCGCAUAAUUAUUGAAUGUUUAUUGUCACUGCUAAAUUUGGGUUUUGCAAACUAAAAAAAUUAUUUUCCUUCGAUAGUAUGUCAGACUAUAAAAUUUAUUUUAUUUAAAUUUUGAAAAAUGAUAAAAUAUGUAAAAAGGAUAAUGAAACAAAUUCAAAGUUUUGUAUUUUUAGUUACAUUAAAUUAAUAUAUUUAUUUUUAUUUCAUUAUUAAAAUAUUUUUAAAUGUCGAAAACUUAAAUUUAAAAUUAUCAUUUAUAUUAUACUAGUAACUAAUAAUAUAUUUAGGUCUAACCGAUAGGAACUUGUAGGACGAAUUGGCCAUAGCAAGUUGAGGAAAGUUCUUUUAUAAUAUUUAAUAUUGUUUUCAUAAUAUCAUCUCUAAGUCUAUCUUUUGUUUUUUUUUUUUAGUUUUCCAUAAAUUAAGUGAUGAAUUUUUAGGUUUGUCAAAAAUAAAGAAAAGAUAAAUAAAUAAAAAGUGAUGUUUAUAGAAGAAAUUAAUAUUUAUUUUAUAUUUUUUGUUUUAAUCCAUGCUCCUUUACUAUUACAAAGGUGUAAAUAAUUUCAAAAGGUUCUAGCAGAUUUAACCUAAGGAAAGAUCAUUUGAGCAAGUUAUAACAUUAGGCUCUAAAACAAGACAAUUGUUAAGUUAUGUAGUUAGUAUGAUCAUUAACUAUUUAUCAUAACCGUUGUUUAAGCUUGGCUUGUUUGCUAAAAAUUAUAAAACAUUUUCCUUGAAUAGAAUAUCUACUAUAAGAAAAUUUAAUAAUAACAUAUGGUUGGAUAUUAAUAUUUUUUGGUUAAUUAAAAUAAGAAUGAUUUCAUUAAUUAAUUAUUGAUCUUCCACAUAAUUUUAUAAAAUGGUGAAAAAGUUAAAUAUUAUAAACUUAUAAAGUAGAAAAUUCAUAUUCAUAAAAAAUAAAUAAAAUAAAUAAAAAAACCCUUCACAAUGUAUCCAACAUCCAAUUGAAUUACCUUUGUAGACAUAUAAACAAAUUAAGGAAUGAUUCGAGUCAAAGAAAUAUAUCAAUAAAUAUUAAAACUUUAAUUUAAAAUUAUAUUUUAUAGUAGGUUUUAAAAUCUUAUUUUACGCCAUGAUUUUAGGUCUACUAUUGCCCAUGAGGGAGUUGAGAAUUAUUAGGCAACGUCACGUUAGGUCGAAUUUGUGUGAGUUAACUUUCUAAUCCUUCCCACUCACGAAAAUUGCAAGAGAAAGAAUAUUGCCAUAUUAUAAUAUUUAAUAAAGCUUUGUUAUCAUCUAUCUUUUGAUUUUUUUAAGGUUUCCAGAAAUUCAGCAUUUUCCCAAAUAGAAAAUAAGAAAUUAAUAUUUAUUUUAUAUUUUUAAUUUGAAACAUGAAUUAUUUUGUGAUUUAUGAUAAUAAAUAGAAUUUUUAUUUAAUUAUAAAAGGAAAAAAAUAUUUAAUUUUAAAUUAUAAAACUGAAAAAGAAAACUGCUUUUAGUUUUUUAUUGAUGAAGUGGUGGAUGAGCUGUCGGGGAAGUCUCUCUCCUUUCAAUAUCGGUUGAUGCCUUGCUCCACAAGGACAACGACUCAUUAAACUCCUUGCUUCCCAAGCUUUCUGCCCGAUUCCCUCUAUAUUUAGAAAAUCAUUUUCCUUGACAUCCCAUUUAUCACUCGUCAAUUUUCCAUCUUCCCAAACAUGAAGAGAGAGGGUCGCCAACACGGGAUGGUCCGCUCCUACCGGAUCCUACCACCGCCCUGGAAUCCCAAUUCCCAAGAGAGGUUCGUUAACAGGUUCGAUUCGCCUCCGACGGCCGGAGUUUUCACAAAGGUGUCGUCGAAGCCCACCAAUCACUCCAAGUUCACCGGGGCGUGCUGUCGGACGAAGUGCCUGGACUGCCAUCUGCUCCCGGCUUGCAAGUCAAAGGGCAAGACAAAGGGGACACAGAAGAUGAAACCGCGCGACAUGGUUUCCAAUCAUCGGUUGAUCACUUGGCGUCUGGUGGAAGGGAAACCGGGAUUGAAUUUUAAUGGGAUUUCUGCUACUGAGGUUUUGGAUCAUUUGAGCCGGGAGGAUUUUUAUGAUGAUCAGUAUUACAAUGAUGAAGAUGAAGAUGAAGUUGAAGCUUGUUACGAUGGUCAUUACGACGAAGAAAAAAUUGAAGAUAGCGGUCACGCAUGCCCCGACGAUGGACCGAUGGCCGAAGAAAAGGAAAUUGAAGCAGGAGGGAUUCAAAUCAGCGGUGAAUCCGAUGAAUGCGAUGUAGAUGACGAUGACAACAGUUUCUAUGAAGUGGGGUUUGUUUGGGAACAGGUAGAUGGGGAUGAAGGUUGGUGUUUGGUGCGAGAAAUGUGAAUGUCGAAUAUUUUAUUUAGGAAUUUUUUUUUAAAAAAAAUCCUAAAUAAAAUGUACUACGCACUGUUUGGGGUGUACAGGUGCAAAAGUAGAUUGACAAGAUUAUUAUUAAAGGGUCUUGUACUUUGAUUUGUGUCCAAUGCCAAACGGUGCUUAUUGUCUAGCUUUUUAAUUCAAUAUUAUAUUAUGUUAUAUUUUAUUUUGUCUUUACAAA